This is a messenger RNA of Nerophis lumbriciformis (worm pipefish), 444 nucleotides long. The record is from RefSeq and is a predicted model, not a curated record. Lineage: Eukaryota; Metazoa; Chordata; Actinopteri; Syngnathiformes; Syngnathidae.
AUGAUCACCAUAUUGAUAUAUUGUCACUAUCAUGUGGCCCAUGAAAUCCAUGUUGCAUUGAUCCACUUCCAAGACCUUAUUCCAGUAAUGGAUAAAUAUAUUUACAAUGACGGAACUACCAAGGUCUUGAUGAGUCUAACAGGAACUAUACCCAUCCUUUUUAACGAUAAGAAUUACAACAUUCCUAUAAAUUUGUGGCUUGAGGAAAGCUAUCCUCAGUCGGCCCCCAUCUGCUAUGUCAGACCAAUGCGGGAGAUGAUGAUCCUGCGAGGAAACUACGUCUCAGGCAAUGGUGACGUCAUGUUGCCAUACUUGCAUGAAUGGAAGCAGGGGAAAUGUGACCUGGUGAGCCUUCUGCAGGUGAUGGUUGCCACGUUUGGAGAUCACCCCCCCAUCUGUAUGCGACCUUAUUAUCCCCAGCCUACACAAGCAUCCUGUAAGUAA